AUGGAAUACGAAAUACGUUCAACAAACACCAAUGAUUACAACCAAUUAUUAAACAACUCAUCAUCCUUCAUAUUAUCAACAUUCAAAGAUGAGACUGAAGAAGUGGAAUGGAAGUUUAAGAAUAUGAGAGUAGUAUCUCCUGAUGAUAGUGUUAAUAGUAGUGGAAUAAAUAGACGAUUGUAG
Molecule: messenger RNA, 183 nt
Organism: Entrophospora sp. SA101
Lineage: Eukaryota; Fungi; Glomeromycota; Glomeromycetes; Entrophosporales; Entrophosporaceae
Source: the annotation of a GenBank genome assembly